Messenger RNA from Penicillium olsonii, 771 nucleotides. The record is from the annotation of a GenBank genome assembly. Lineage: Eukaryota; Fungi; Ascomycota; Eurotiomycetes; Eurotiales; Aspergillaceae.
AUGUUCUCCAGGACUGCCUCUAGACUGUUUCGAACAUCUAGAUUUCACCCAUAUUCCACCAUGUCAUCCAACAUUACCCUAUACUCCUGGCCUACGCCGAAUGGCAUCAAAGCCUCCAUCACCCUCGAAGAGCUCGGUCUACCGUACAAGGUGGAAGGAAUUGAUAUCAGCACCAAUCGUCAGAAGGAGGAAUGGUUCUUGAAAAUCAAUCCCAACGGUCGCAUCCCUGCCAUUCUCGAUGGCUCUCAGCGCGUUUUCGAGAGCGGAGCAGUCAUGCAAUAUCUUGUCGACAAGUACGAUACCGAUCGGAAAAUCAGUUAUGCUCCUGGUACACCGGAGCAUGCUGAACAAACCUCCUGGUUGAUGUUUCAGAUGGGAGGCCUGGGUCCUAUGCAAGGCCAAGCUAAUCAUUUCCGUCUAUUCGGUGGCGCGCGUUCGGACUACGGCAUCAAACGAUACAUUGAUGAGACUAAGCGACUCUUUUCGGUCCUUGAAUCCCGUCUGAAAGAAAGUCCAUACCUGGCUGGCACUCAGUACACCAUUGCGGACAUCGCAAGUUUCUCAUGGGUUCGCGCGGCGCCGAUCACCUUGGAGAUUGAUCUUUCUGAAUAUCCUGCCCUCAAGCAGUGGGUCGAAAAGAUUGAUCAACGUGUUGCGGUUCAGAAGGGGGUUGAUAUUCCGCAGACGAAUAAGUCUCAAGAGGAAAAGGCCGAGAUGUUCCGCAAUCUUCGUGCCAAGAUUGAUGGCAUGACCAACACGGACAAGCAUUAG